Messenger RNA from Anopheles merus, 470 nucleotides. RefSeq lists its product as uncharacterized. The coding region runs from base 36 to 470 and encodes 144 amino acids. NCBI's taxonomy places the organism in Eukaryota, Metazoa, Arthropoda, Insecta, Diptera, Culicidae. Gene Ontology annotation, cellular component: nucleus. The record is from RefSeq and is a predicted model, not a curated record. The transcript has 4 exons.
ACACUCCCACAAUAUCGCUUCAUUUAGCCGAUUUCAUGCUGAAUCAUGUCAUGAAACAGUUAGCACCUACGUCCGAUGACGAGAGGUCUAGGCAGCGUGUUAACGGUGUACAGAAACAGGAGCUGGUACGUUUGAUGAAAGCCAACUUUCUCUUUAUCGAGCGCAAACAUGCCGUGGUUAGGGGUGACCUGAGCCGUGCAGAAGUGUGGAGAAUGAUCACCAACCGCCUAAACAGCUUGGGGCCGCCGAUGCACUCGACUGAAGUAUGGCAGAAACGAUGGAACGAUUUGCGAUCCACUACCAAGCAAAAGAUGCACAAGAUACAGAGCUUUGUUGGGGAAAAUGGCGAAGAAUUGUGUCCUUACAGACUGACCUCGCUAGAGCGGCAAAUCUGGAGCACGUUGUGUGCUAAUCCGGCCAAGCAGAUUGAAACAUUGCGGUUCAUCCUCCAUUUGCUCCAAUCCGUCUAA